AAAGUUCUGAGCAGCAUUUUGGAUUUCAGUUCUAAGCCUAUAUGGGAUUAGCCUCUUUCUGGUACUCAGUCACAUGACGCGGCGCUGGAUAGCUUCAUCGAGGCAGGCAGCUCAACGAAAGCGGUUAAUCGUAAUUCCUACGCCUUAUACACUCCUCACAACCAUCUACGAAAAUGGAAGGCCUCUUUUUCAACGUCAACAAUGGCUAUAUUGAGGGUAUUGUGCGAGGAUACCGCAAUGGACUGUUGACUGGCCAAAACUACAACAAUCUAAUCCAAUGCGAGACUAUCGAUGAUCUCAAGCUCCAGCUCGGUCCAGCAUACGGCGAUUUCCUAGCAUCCCUCCCUCCAAACCCUUCGACUUCAACUCUUGCAGCAAAGACGACAGAUAAAUUGAUCUCCGAGUUCCGAUAUGUACGAGCAAAUGCAGUUGGAUCGCUGGCAAAGUUCAUGGACUACCUCACCUAUGGCUACAUGAUCGACAACGUUGCUCUUCUGAUUACUGGAACCCUCCACGAAAGAGAUACUCGCGAGCUACUGGAAAGAUGCCACCCGCUUGGUUGGUUUGAGACAAUGCCAGUUCUCUGCGUUGCGACCAACAUCGAGGAACUGUACAAUAGUGUUUUGAUCGAGACACCACUUGCACCAUAUUUCAAGGGAAGUUUGAGCCAUCAAGAUCUGGACGAAUUGAAUAUCGAGAUUGUCCGAAAUACGCUGUACAAGAACUACUUGGAGGAUUUCCACAAUUUCGUGAAUACCGAUCCCGAGAUGGCAGGCACGCCUACGGCGGAAGUUAUGACAGAGAUAUUGGAGUUUGAGGCGGAUCGAAGAGCUAUCAACAUCACAUUGAACUCUUUCGGCACGGAACUCUCAAAGACUGAGCGCAAGAAGUUAUACCCCACAUUCGGUCGUUUGUACCCAGAAGGUUCCUUCAUGCUUUCCAGAGCGGACGACAUCGAGGGUGUCAGAUUGGCAGUUGAUGGUGUUAGUGACUACAAGGGUUAUUUUGAGGCAACUGGAUUGGGACAGGCCAGUACUGGAGCCGGCAAUAUGAGUGGUGGAGUUGGUGGAGAUGGCAAGAGCUUGGAAGACAUGUUCUAUCAAAAAGAGAUGGAGAUAUCCAAGAGCGCUUUCACAAGACAGUUCACAUUCGCAAUUGUCUACGCCUGGGUCAAGUUGAGAGAGCAGGAAAUCCGGAAUAUCACUUGGAUUGCUGAGUGUAUAGCUCAGAACCAGAAGGAGAGGAUUGGCAACUACAUCAGUGUAUUCUAGAUCACUAAGUUUGAUAUUCAUUCAGUUCAACUCAGGCUCAAGUUGCCAGGGUUUGUAGGUUUUAUUGUUGGCUGGUUUGGCGCUGGGAGAUCACGGGU
Molecule: messenger RNA, 1369 nt
Organism: Cadophora gregata
Lineage: Eukaryota; Fungi; Ascomycota; Leotiomycetes; Helotiales; Ploettnerulaceae
Gene: VMA6
Product: H(+)-transporting V0 sector ATPase subunit d
Exons: 2
Coding region: 174-1271 (365 amino acids)
Biological process (GO): vacuolar acidification; vacuolar transport; proton transmembrane transport
Cellular component (GO): vacuolar proton-transporting V-type ATPase complex; fungal-type vacuole membrane; proton-transporting V-type ATPase, V0 domain
Molecular function (GO): proton-transporting ATPase activity, rotational mechanism
Source: RefSeq, a predicted model, not a curated record